Molecule: messenger RNA, 835 nt
Organism: Aspergillus alliaceus
Lineage: Eukaryota; Fungi; Ascomycota; Eurotiomycetes; Eurotiales; Aspergillaceae
Product: ESCRT-II subunit protein VPS25
Exons: 4
Coding region: 82-648 (188 amino acids)
Biological process (GO): protein transport to vacuole involved in ubiquitin-dependent protein catabolic process via the multivesicular body sorting pathway
Cellular component (GO): ESCRT II complex
Molecular function (GO): structural molecule activity; protein homodimerization activity
Source: RefSeq, a predicted model, not a curated record
CCAACACCAACAACUCCCCCACCUUAUCAACCCCUCCUCUCUUCCUAAAUAAACAAACAACCAAACAAAUACUGAAAAAAAAUGUCCACAUCCAACACUCCUCCCUUCCAAUUCCCACCAACCUACUCCUUCCCCCCAUUCUUCACCCCCCAACCAAACAGCACAACGCGACUCUCUCAACUCCAAAAAUGGUCCUCAUUAAUCCAAUCCUGGUGUCGCCACCACCGAACCUACCGUCUAUCCCUAAUCGAAGCCGUUGAGUCACCGCUUUUCCAUAACGCCGCGCUGCGGAAAGGGAUCCCGCUGUCCGAGGCGCGGAAUAUCCUGGACUGGAUGGCGGAGAGCGAAGAGAAGGGGGGAGGGGGUAGGAGGGCUGAGUGGAUGGAUGGGGCGAAUAAAACGGUUGCGUGGAUUUGGUGGAGGAGACCUGAGGAGUGGGCGGGGAUACUCGCGGAUUGGAUUGAAAAUACGGGGCAGAAGAAUGUGGUGUUGACGGUUUAUGAGUUGGUGGAAGGGGAGGCGACGAUGUCUCAAGAAUGGCAUGGGAUGGAUGUAGACGUUAUGAUGAAGUCGCUGAAUGUCCUUGUGAAACGAGGCAAGGCCCAGGUUUUUGGAAACGAGGGCCAGGAAGGUGUGAAGUUCUUCUGACGAAAGCAUUUAUCUAACGCAGGAGUUGAGUCCAUGGCUAUUCAUUAAAUCGCUCGGAGGCGACAAGUAACUUCUACAUGAUAAGAUCCAGAAUAUACACAGAUGAAUCAUCUCGCAGGUCAAGAACCCCGAGAGGCCCAGAAAUAUGCCUGGCCAAAGCAGAUGCAAAAUCGGGCUACUACAACCU